Molecule: messenger RNA, 2739 nt
Organism: Lampris incognitus (smalleye Pacific opah)
Lineage: Eukaryota; Metazoa; Chordata; Actinopteri; Lampriformes; Lampridae
Gene: nubp1
Product: nucleotide binding protein 1 (MinD homolog, E. coli)
Exons: 10
Coding region: 164-1123 (319 amino acids)
Biological process (GO): iron-sulfur cluster assembly
Cellular component (GO): cytosol
Molecular function (GO): 4 iron, 4 sulfur cluster binding; ATP binding; ATP-dependent FeS chaperone activity
Source: RefSeq, a predicted model, not a curated record
AAAAAGAAAUCAGUUAUCCGUGUCAUGAUUUGUGAUUUAAUUGGGUUCGGUUUUCACGGCGACUGCGCAGAUUAUUUUCCACACGUUACGCUCUUGUGCGCAGCCGCGGAACCUCCGACGGGGAAGGAUUUGGAGGGCGGACCGCCGGAAACCGGAGUCAAUCAUGGCGGAUGUUCCAGAUAACGCGCCGGAGCACUGUCCCGGGACACUCAGCGAGCAGGCGGGGAAGACUUCAGCAUGUCAGGGCUGUCCCAACCAGCGCAUGUGUGCUUCAGGAGCUACCAAGGCCCCCGACCCUGCCAUAGCCGAGAUUGCAGUGAAAAUGGAGACGGUCAAACACAAGAUCCUGGUGCUGUCGGGGAAAGGAGGAGUGGGGAAGAGCACCUUCAGUGCCCAUCUGUGCCAUACCUUAGCCAGCGACGACACCAAAGAGGUGGCACUGUUGGAUGUGGAUAUAUGCGGUCCCUCCAUUCCAAGGAUCAUGGGUUUGGAGGGAGAACAGGUCCACCAAAGUGGUUCUGGCUGGUCCCCUGUGUAUGUGGAAGACAACCUCGCCGUUAUGUCUAUUGGCUUUCUGCUCAGCAGUCCUGAUGAUGCAGUCAUCUGGAGGGGACCCAAGAAGAACGGUAUGAUCAAGCAGUUCUUGAGGGACGUUGAUUGGGGGGAACUGGAUUACCUCGUUGUGGACACGCCUCCCGGCACCUCUGACGAGCACCUGUCAAUAGUUCAGUACCUGAGCUCUGCCAAAAUUGAUGGAGCUGUCAUCAUCACCACACCUCAGGAGGUAGCUUUGCAGGACGUUCGCAAGGAAAUACGGUUCUGCCAGAAGGUGAAGCUUCCAAUCAUCGGUGUGGUGGAGAACAUGAGCGGCUUCGUCUGCCCCAGUUGCAAGAACACAUCGCAGAUCUUCCCUCCCACCAGUGGGGGCGCUGAGCGGAUGUGUGAGGAGCUGAAUCUUCCUCUGUUAGGAAAAAUUCCUCUGGAUCCCCGGAUAGGACGCAGCUGUGAUGAAGGGAGGUCUUUCCUUAACUACGCACCAGAGUCCCCUGCUGCCAAAGCCUACUACAGUAUUGUCCAGCGUAUCAAGGACUACUGUUCCAACCGUAAGAACGAGGAGCAAUAGCUGAAGCCUCCGUGAGGGCAGCCAUAUCGGACCGGUGCACAGCAACAAGUCACUGGAUGAGGUCCCAGUGAAUUCGAGAUGUUUCUGACCAUGAACCAAAUUGACAUGACGUCACACGCAACACAACAGCACACCGACACAAUAAGCAUAUUGACAUCAAUAACACAGCAGGUAUUUAGUAACCCCCACCAAUGCCUGUCAGUAUAUAAUCAGCCUCAACAACUUCAUUAGUAUAUUGCCACCAACACUUGUUUGACUAUCACCACUAUAUGCAAAAUAUAUGAAGAUUGACAAAGAACAAUUACAUGUACAUCGUACUGUUUAGUCUUGUGCCGACAGUUUGACGUAGUUUGUAUUCGAUAAUAAAGCGCCCAAAGAACAACAAACUAUCCUUUGUGCAAAUAAGAAGGUACCCGGUUGGUAGUUUAGGCACUUAAACUGGCACGAGAACCAAAACUGGAACAUAAUACACAGCGACAGAAAUAAAAGCCAGAACCAAAAUUAAACACAGCCACCACCACUACGGAAAGCCAUAGAGGAACCACGCUGAGAGGGUGCAAAGAAAUCACAAUGUCUGCACUUCUGCUCAUAUGAACCAUCUUCGGCCGUCCUUCAGGACCUGCUUAAGGGACAGGCGCUGUAAAACAGCAGUGUUUGUGUGGACAGCUGAAAUCGGUCCCAGACCGUGUCCAGUCGGUGCAGAGAAGAGAUUAGAUUUAGGUAGUAGAUUUUACUGAUUUUUUUUUUUUUUUUAAUAUUUAGCCUGGGUACUUGAGUUAAGCUGCCUGGGCCCAGAUAUCUACAAAUUCAGUACUACUGAGCUGAGUGAGUGUAAUACCCUGGUGUAAAGUGCACGAUGCUCUGGAGCUUAGUUGCAGAAUGGGAUGUAGAGAUAAAUGUAAUUGUUCAGUCCGAUUGAAAUUUUAUUUGACUUUUCAGUUUGCAUCACUUCUUCUUCUUCUUCUUCUUCUUCUUCUUCUUCUUUUGGCUUGUUCCCUGUUUCCCAGGGGUCGCCACAGCAGAUUUGAUAGUUUCCAUCAGUACCCUGUGAGGGCGCAGCACCGAUGAGGGUCUUGUCAGUCCGCAUAAUGAUUUGGCAAAAUUUUACGUCGGAUGCCCUUCCUGACACAACCACUAACCCUAUGGACGGGGGCACAGGUAAAGUGCUGGAUGCCAUCCCGGUAUUCAUGGGCUUGCGCCCACCCCAGUCGCCAUGUCAGUUUGCACCACUUGAUAAUCAUAAAUCAUUCAACAGCCCGAUCAAAAGCACACCCUUCUGAGAUCUCUAAUCUAAGUCUGGACCCUUCAGGUUUGCAGGUUGUGUCAUUCGUAUGAGAUCCAGAUAGCUUGUGAGGUUUUUAUCAACUAGACGACCGCAAAUCCCCUAAUAAAUCUUAGUGCCCAAACCAAUUUCUUGGCUAUAUGAGAGCGGUGGUUGUCUGCUUGUAACAUCUUCAAACUACAAGAAAAUUCACCAAAUCUAAUUUCCUAAUUGUCGAUUUUUAUAUUUCCUCUGAAUGUUGUAUUGAAUUGUACUAAUGUCUUGAGCAGUUUUUUUUUUUCAUAUAUGAUGCACUUUGCUUUGACUGAUGAAUAAAAAUAUAAUUUAUGCUGAA